ACGUAGGAAUCGAAUAUUCGAAUGUUUACCUCUCCGUCGCAGUGCACGUGUGCCCUGCGUUUUUGAGUUGGUGCUCGUCUAAGUCAGAGCCGUAUCUGGUUUAAGUCUACCGACUAGGUUCUCAAAAUGGGACGUAGGAUCCCUAAAAGCACCCGCCACAAGAAACUCAAGUCGGUGGACCCGUUUCGAAAGGAUGCAGGGGUCGAAAAGCCGAUCGACAAAAGAGCCAACCGACCGCCCAAGAGUCUCGAACAAGAAGUUCCGAGGAGUCUGACGAUGUUGUUUGGAGACGGAGAAGACGAGAAGCGUCCCAAGAAACGCAAGAAAAAGCAGAACCUCGUUCAGGUGAAACGCAGCAAGUUGGAGCAGGAACAGCACGGCAUGACGCGUCCGCUGAAGCAGCUGCCCGAGACAAUUCAGCAGCAACGCCAUGAGAGCGACGAGCAGUUCUUGCGGCGCCUGGAUCGCCUGGCUGGCCGGGCGUUCAGCGAGGCCAGCGUGGAGCAGAAGUACGACGUGAGGGUGACGCAGGACGACGAGGGCCGGACGAUCGUUGACCCCAAGGGCGGCGGCGAGCAGGUGGCCUCCAACUACGGGGCCCGCAAAAGAGCGAAGCGGAAACUGCGAGAGCAGAAGUUGAAGGAGAAGAAAAGGCAGAAGGCGGCCGUGCCAGCCGGCGACUUUUCCCACCUUAAGGAUGAAGUUGCCUUCGGUGAAGUGGUGCACCGCCCCCCAGAGAUUAGUGCCACCAUCCGGAAAGCAGACGCCGAAAAGCUACACAAGCACGGGGCCAAGGAACUACUGUUAAAGGACCUGCUGCCCAAGAAAAAGGACAGCGACGUGAUGGGACACGCGUCGAAGAAGGCGGAUUUGACGGUCAAGCGGAAAGAACUGUCUGCGGGAGAUCGUCGUAAGCUCGAGGCGGAACGCCAGCGAGCAGUCUUCCUCUACCGCAAGAUGAAGGCCCAGGCGGCGUUGAGUCGUGCAAGCGUGUGACCGCGCACGGACAACAUUAAAAUGUCUUUCACUUC
Messenger RNA from Ixodes scapularis (black-legged tick), 1031 nucleotides. RefSeq names its product coiled-coil domain-containing protein 137. Bases 127 to 996 code for a protein of 289 amino acids. The transcript has 6 exons. Lineage: Eukaryota; Metazoa; Arthropoda; Arachnida; Ixodida; Ixodidae. The record is from RefSeq and is a predicted model, not a curated record.